This is a messenger RNA of Sorghum bicolor (sorghum), 2150 nucleotides long. RefSeq names its product dihydrolipoyl dehydrogenase 1, chloroplastic. Lineage: Eukaryota; Viridiplantae; Streptophyta; Magnoliopsida; Poales; Poaceae. The record is from RefSeq and is a predicted model, not a curated record. Gene Ontology annotation, cellular component: mitochondrion; oxoglutarate dehydrogenase complex. The transcript is spliced from 15 exons. Gene Ontology annotation, molecular function: dihydrolipoyl dehydrogenase (NADH) activity; flavin adenine dinucleotide binding. The coding region runs from base 91 to 1779 and encodes 562 amino acids.
GCGCCUGCCUCCUCUUCUUCGACUUAUACGCCUCCCUCUCCCAACUCACCGCGCACUAGCUCCCCAGCCUACUGUCCCAUUUCGUCCGCUAUGCAGUCCACCGCGGCCGUCUCCGUCUCCGCCUCGGCGACCGCGUCCCGCGGCGGCGCCAGAUCCGAGGCCGCGCGGCGGCCAGGUGGGGUCCGGGUCUGCGGACUCCGGGGCGAGGCCCUAGCGUGCCCCUCGCUGCGGAUCUCGCAGGUGCCAGCGAGGCUGGCGGUGGCGAGGGCCGCGGCGGCGACCAAUGGCGCGGUGGCGGGGAGCGGCGGCUUCGAUUACGACCUCGUCAUCAUCGGCGCGGGCGUCGGGGGUCACGGCGCCGCGCUCCACGCCGUUGAAGAGGGUUUGAAAACAGCCAUAAUUGAGGGAGAUGUUGUGGGUGGGACUUGUGUAAACAGAGGUUGUGUCCCAUCGAAAGCACUCCUUGCUGUCAGUGGUCGAAUGCGGGAGCUUCAUGAUGAACAUCAUUUGAAGUCUAUGGGUCUACAGGUUUCUUCUCCUGGAUAUGACAGGCAAGGUGUUGCUGAUCAUGCAAGCAAUCUUGCCUCAAAAAUCCGUAGCAACUUGACUAACUCAAUGAAAGCUCUGGGAGUGGAUAUAUUGACAGGUGUUGGCACUAUUGUGGGAAAGCAAAAGGUACGAUAUGGAAAAGCCGGUUCUCCAGAUAAAGAAAUCACUGCCAGAAACAUCAUAAUUGCCACUGGUUCAGUUCCUUUUGUUCCCAAAGGGAUUGAGAUUGAUGGGAAAACUGUAUUUACCAGUGAUCAUGCACUGAAACUUGAGUCAGUUCCAGACUGGAUAGCUAUUGUUGGAAGUGGUUACAUUGGACUUGAGUUCAGUGAUGUAUACACAGCUCUUGGAAGUGAGGUUACUUUCGUUGAAGCUCUUGACCAGCUGAUGCCUGGAUUUGAUCCUGAAAUUGCAAAAUUAGCCCAGAGAGUUCUUAUCAAUCCUCGGAAAAUUGACUAUCACACUGGUGUUUUUGCAAGCAAGAUUACUCCAGCAAAGGACGGAAAACCUGUGCUCAUCGAGCUUAUUGAUGCGAAGACAAAGGAACACAAAGAAACCCUUGAGGUUGACGCAGCUCUUAUUGCCACAGGAAGGGCGCCAUUCACCAAAGGGCUUGGCUUGGAAAACAUCAAUGUCGUUACACAACGUGGUUUUGUGCCUGUUGAUGAACGGAUGCGAGUCAUGGAUGCAGAUGGCAAUGUGGUACCCAAUUUAUAUUGCAUUGGAGAUGCCAAUGGCAAACUCAUGCUUGCCCAUGCUGCCAGUGCACAAGGAAUUUCAGUUGUUGAACAAAUCUCUGGAAAGGAUCACAUCCUAAAUCAUUUAAGCAUCCCGGCCGCAUGUUUUACUCAUCCAGAGAUUAGUAUGGUUGGGCUGACAGAGCCACAAGCCAGGGAGCAGGCAGACAAAGAAGGAUUUGAGGUAAAUGUUGUGAAGACUAGCUUUAAGGCUAACACUAAAGCUUUGGCAGAAAAUGAAGGAGAUGGGAUUGCUAAGUUGAUUUACCGACCUGACACGGGUGAAAUUCUUGGGGUUCACAUUUUGGGUUUGCAUGCUGCUGAUCUCAUCCACGAGGCCUCCAAUGCCAUUGCCCUAGGAACACGUGUACAAGACAUCAAGUUUGCUGUUCACGCUCACCCCACAUUAUCCGAGGUCCUGGAUGAACUCUUCAAAGCAGCAAAGGUUAAUUCCGGUGUUUCUCAUUCUGUAAAUGAACCAGUUGCAGCCUAGAGAAGGGCGGGAUAGCAAGCCAAGGCAGCCACCCCAACCGCUCCUGAAGGUCCUCAGCUUCCUCACGACCCUGUUUUCUUCCCCAAAACGAGAUCGGCAACGGUAAAGGGGAGGUUGUUGUUGUAGGUAGUAUCUGUAGGUUACAGAUUUGAGGAAAGAAAUUAUUCAUCAGUGUCGAAAAUACAUACAAGCACACAAAUGUUUCUUUUUUGGGGGUCCAGAUUAUAUGUAGAGGGUCUUCUGCCGUUGGGGUGGGUUUUUGUUGGCUUCGUUAUUGCAAUAUUUGUUGUUGGUUGCCCUGUAAGAUGAAGUGACGAGACUAGCUCAGCUCAGCUUGUUUGAAAUAAUAAUCCAUGUACCAUGAUUCAAAA